Molecule: messenger RNA, 3077 nt
Organism: Coturnix japonica (Japanese quail)
Lineage: Eukaryota; Metazoa; Chordata; Aves; Galliformes; Phasianidae
Gene: ARL4C
Product: ARF like GTPase 4C
Molecular function (GO): GTPase activity; GTP binding
Source: RefSeq, a predicted model, not a curated record
CCGGCGCGGCGUGGGACCGAGCUGCCCGCCGCUCCGCCAGGGGCCGAGCCGAGCCGGGACAAUCCGGGCCGAGCCGAGCCGGGACAAUCCGGGCCAGGCCGGCACGGAGAUGGGUGCGGGGCUGUGAGGGCGGCGGAGCCGGGGGCGGCCAUGGGGAACAUCUCCUCCAACAUCUCCGCCUUUCAGUCCCUGCACAUCGUCAUGCUGGGCCUGGAUUCCGCUGGGAAGACGACAGUGCUUUACAGGCUGCAGUUCAAUGAGUUCGUCAACACCGUCCCCACCAUCGGCUUCAACACGGAGAAGAUCCGCCUGAGCAACGGCACGGCCAAGGGCAUCAGCUGCCACUUCUGGGACGUGGGCGGCCAGGAGAAGCUGCGCCCGCUCUGGAAGUCCUACAGCCGCUGCACCGACGGCAUCAUCUACGUGGUGGACUCGGUGGACGUGGACCGGCUGGAGGAGGCUAAGACGGAGCUGCACAAGGUGACCAAGUUCGCCGAGAACCAGGGCACGCCGCUGCUGGUCAUCGCCAACAAGCAGGACCUGCCCAAGUCGCUGCCCGUGGCCGAGAUCGAGAAGCAGCUGGCUCUGCACGAGCUGACCCCUUCCACCACGUACCACAUCCAGCCGGCCUGCGCCAUCAUCGGCGAGGGGCUGACCGAGGGCAUGGACAAGCUCUACGAGAUGAUCCUCAAGCGGAGGAAGUCUCUGAAACAGAAGAAGAAGCGGUAGAAGCCCGCAGAUGUGCGGACGGGUGGGAGAGCAAACAAAGGAACGGAGGAGGAGAGAGAACCAAAGCGAUCCUUUUCUCGUUGGUUGUUUCUUCCCCCCCCCCCCCUUUUUUUUUUUCCGGUGUGUGCGUGCUUUUUUAUUUUUCUUUGCAUUUUUUGUCCCUUUCCGAAUGAAACGACGACAAUAGCGGUGAUAACAAUGCCAUUCCUGCAAGCCAAGCCCAGAUCCUGACUGCAGGAUCUCCUCCUGCUCUCCCCCCUUUGCCCGCAGCCCUAUCCCCGGCCAUAGGGCAGCAUGGAGCAGGGGUAGGGCACUGCUCCCAAACCCCUGAGCCCCAUGGCCGGGCUGGAGAUGCUCUGAGCGGGGCGAGAUGCCGCGGGCGGCCGAGAGCCCACGGAGCUGGGGCAGCCCCCUGGCUCCCCUCCAUCCCCUGACUGCUGGGGGGGAAGGGAGGCAAACCUAGGGGUGAACAGGGCAGGACCCUGUGCAAGUGCAUUUGAGAGAGGCCAAAGGUGAGGCUGAAGCUGUGCAAGGUCAGCCGGCUUGGAGCAACGCAGCAUGGGGGAAGACGACCAAGGGAUGAAACGUGACCAUUGGGACAGAACCCUGCAAAGGGGACAGAACCCUCGGAAGGGGGCAGAACGUGGCCAAAAGGACAAAAAGAAGGACAGAACCUGGCCAAGAGGACAAAAACCCCUCCAAAAGGACAACCCAAAGCCUCUGCAGGCUGGUUGUUUGAGGAAGCAGAUGAAGAGGACAGACAGCUUUUAUGCAAUGCCGCAGCAGCUGGAGGUGCAUAGCAGCUGGUGACUGGUGCUGAGCUUUAAGCUGUUUGCUUAAAAAACUAAAGAAAGAAGAUAGAGGAAAGGGGUGGUGAGGGGGAGGAGGGUGAAGCGGCACGGGGUCCAGGAGCCCCCGUUUCCUAAAGCUUGGUUGUGGCAUCUCCUGCAGCCAAAGCCACAGCAGGUGUUUGAUGGUGCCCAGGCAAAGGCAUGCUCCAAGGUGCUAAUUUGCUCCGAUUGGGGUGAUCCAAAAGCAUGGAUUACUUUGAAAAAGAAAAAAAAGCUUUGUAUACCACCACGUGGACUGGUCACCGUGCUGCUCUGCGACUUGGGGGGGGGGGAGCUUGGGGUUGGGAGGGGGUCUGUGGCAACAGAAGGCAGGACGGGUGGCUACCAGCACUGCAUGGUGCAAUGGGCAGAGCUUGCCCAGUCCUGCCAGAAGGUUGCAAAAUCCAGCAGGAAAAGGGACUCGGCAGAGCCGGGAUAAUGUAAAGAGUUGGGAGAAGCGGGGUGGGAAGCAUGGGGCAGAGGGGAGGUUAUUUUUCUAUAUGAAGAUUUAAACCCACUGAAAGCAGAGAAGCCCCCCAGUUGCCAGCAGGUCUGUUCCUGGUUUCUUGGAGGGCUGAGUGCUCGAGGCAGGGGCAGGCCCCGUGGUUUCCUUCUGCAGGUGGAGGUUUGGUAGCAGGGUGGGAGUGAUCCAGCCUGGAACCAUCUCCCUGCUGGACAAAGGCAGGGGCUCCGCUUCCCGCGCUUCCCACUGAAAGAAUGGGGGAGGCCCAGGCAGCCCUCGGGGCUGAACGUGCUGAAUUUCGAGCUGCAGUUGGGCAGGAUUUUGCAGUGGUUUUUACUGUUGGAAAAGCCUCCCCAUAGCAGCGGAGGAAACCACCGAGGAGACAAAGAAAUAAAUGCCCUCAGGUUUCAGGGAGUUGAUUCUCCCCUUGCAGCGAUGAGCGGAUGAGGACGGUACCUUAUACACGGUGUUUUGUUGGGGAAGCAAACGCUGUGGCCAGGCAGUGUGUCCCUUCUUGUGCAGGAUUUGAGCCCCUUUGAGUCCCCGACUUGUGCGUUGAGUGGGCUGGUCCCAUCCCUUCAGGAGGCUCUGUCCCUGCUUCCUUGGGUUUGCUUUGCUUAGUCUUCACCUCGAACACUCUGGUAAUUGCUGUUGGGAGAGAAAACAGUCUUCAGUUUUGAUGCCAUGGAAGCCAAAUUCUUUAACCUUCAUCAACAAAGUGGGGAACUCAUUUUUUCCCACCAUCUCAAAAGCGAGCAGGCUUUAAACAGAGCAAGCACAGGUGUUAGCUGUGUGCUUUGCCGUCUCACUGGCGAGAGGUGGGUCUUGGUUCUGCAGACACCAGCACUGAAGUUAUGGGGUGGAUGUCAGCAGAGCUCAGUCCUUCCCAGGGGCUGAGGACACUGUGCUCUGCUCAGCAUCCCCAUUUAGAAGCAUCUGCUUUCCAGCCGGGCUUUAGGCAUGUGCUCACCUUACAGCAUACCUGAAGGCUCGGGUGGGAUGCUGCCCACCAAUUCUGCUUUCUGCAAUAAUUAAAAUCACUUUUCCAAUUAGUA